GGGUAUCAAGGCCAGGGGGAUCAGGGAAGUCAGGGGUAUGGAAGACCCCGUUUUGACUGGAGGACGGCCAUCUGUCAACAUUGUGACCAACAAGGCCACACUAUAAGGUUCUGUAAUAUAAGACGGGAAGACGAGAGAAACGGACUGAUUUCCUCUACUAUGGAUGGGAAUAUCUACGAUCAAUUUGGGGAGGCCAUCGACAGAAGGCUUGGAGGAGUGAGGGCUGAAGCCCAGCGAAGAGCGGCAGCUGGGCCGCAACCCCCUGCCAUGUUCAGGCUAUGGCAGGAAAAGGUGGAACCCCUGAUUGGAGAGGAGGAUGUAGGGAGUGAUGAGGAAAUGGUUCAAAGGCUACUAGGAAGGAGUAAGAAGAAAGAGCCCAUAAUCAUUGAGGCAGAAGACGAAAGUGGGGAAGAAAGAACGGAGCCUCCGUCCGUCUUAUAUAGGAAGAUUGAGGACCUGCUGGAUAAGAUGGGGAGGUACCAACGGAAGCUAGUGGGCCUCUGUGAGGAAGUGAAGAGAUGGAAACUUAGCGUCCCCAAGGUGUUCCUCUACGACUCCGGUCCGGAAUCAUCACCUGGGCGACCCGGAAUAAAUGUGGUGGGGUCAUGCCCACAAUCAGGAAUGAGGGGGAGACCCCUCACUCCGCAGGCACGGCUGGGCCAGGCAGCGCGAACGAGAAAUCAAGCCAGAGUCAGCGCCAGCCAAGAACCUCCGAGGAGGGAGGCGGAGCCAGAAAAGAGAAAGGAGGCCGUGGAAGUAGAAGAUGAUGAUGAUGACGAUGAAGAGGAAGAGGACGAGAGGCUGCGUAGGGAGGAGGAUCAAAAAGCAGAGCAGCGGGCGAGGAAAAAGGGAACCAGGGGAGAGGUCGARYCGGUCGUGCGCGACGGACYGCCCAAAAGGAAGAAAUACGCGGUCCGGUUGGAAGAAGGAUUUGACGUAGAAAAGGUGAUUGACCGGCUGCUGGAAGGGCAUAAUGACCUCAUGACCCUGAAGGAAAUCCUAGCGUCAGCCCCGCGACUCCGCUAUGAACUGAAGGGGAGGUUGUCGCGACGUUUGGUGCCCAAUGUCCAUCUGGGUACGAUUCUGCCCAAGGAGGCAGAGUGGUCGGAGUCAGGCACGAAGAUGGACUGGAAGUGCGUAGCCUGCGGUACGGUGGAUUUGAUGGUGAAGGGGUCAAAGUGCGCAGCAAUGGUGGACACCGGGGAAGAGAUGAACAUUAUUCGGGAGGCAGACGCGAUCAGAUUUGGGCUGGAUAUAGACCGUUCUGACUGCGGUAUUCUGCAUGGAGCCAGCUGUAAGGCCGUGUUUUGCGGGACAGCCUCGAAUGUGCUCAUCGAGGUUGGAAAGGUGAAGGCCAGGGCAUGCUUCUUCAUAAUGCCAAACGUGGACCAUGGAAUCCUCUUGGGGAGAUGGCUGACGUACAUCUGGAUGUUCAAUUUUGAGUUGGAACGGAUUCCUGGCAGCAAGAACCGGRCRGACGGSCUGAGUCGGAUCAACUGGGAUAGACAGGAAGGGGAGGCGGUGGAGAAUACACCCCCAGUUGAUGGGUUUCUGGAUCAGGAAGAAGAUGUUCGUCUCUAUAUCAAAAAGUGGUCGCCGCGAGUGCCCAGCUGUGUAGGCUAUCCUAUUUGGCAAGCGCCGAACGGGUAUGAAAGGAGGACUGAGCUAGUCCUUAAGCCCUUUGAGGAAGAAGAUCCCUGGGGCGGUAAGGAUGUUCAGUGGAUGAUGGAAUUAGCGCUGGCCAGCUCGCAUAGCCUGGUAGAGGAUAUGAGGACGAUUGAGGAAGGACCUGGCCAGGUAGAACGGCAUGAGGGCCUGAUGGGAGGAAUGUAUCUCCUCGUCAAUACGUUAUUGCAGAAAAGCCAAGACCAAUCAGGGUCGUUGAACCCGGCAGGGAAUGUGAACGAAGUGCCCGAGAGCCAGGACGACGAGUUCGAGGAAGGGGAGAUUAAAGAGGCGUUUCGUGUAGAGGAGUACGACGGGAUCUACCUAGACGAUAGAGCUCAAAGGAUGCUGCAACGGUAUCUAGUGCGAGACCGCCACCUUUUCGUGAGAAGAGAAGUGAGAAAUUCUAGGAGAGUCGUCUGCGGUAGGAAUCGUCAGAUCGACGUCAUAGCUGCGCUUCAUGAUGGCAUUGCAAGAGGGCAUCGAGGGAUACAAGCUACGUAUGCCAAGRUAAGUGAGCUCUACUACUGGGAUGGAAUGAUGGAUAUGGUCGGAAAGUUCUGCCGAUCGUGCGUACCUUGCCAGGAAAGGUCCCAUUUAAGACAAGGAGAGCCGCUGCAUCGAAGGCUAGAGCGAGAAGUGGGGGCCAUAGUGCAUCUCGAUUUGCUUUUUAUGUCGUUUGGGGAUCAGGGCUAUAACUACAUCUUCGAUACGCGCAAUAACCUGUCUGGGUUUGUAGACGGGCGUGCUACUCGCACGAAGACCGGGUCAGUCUUAGUGAACUGCAUCGAGGAGUAUUACUUGCGCUAUCCCUUCAUCAGGGAAUUCGUAAUGGACAGGGGAUCGGAGUUUACUUGCCAGGAAGUGCAAAAACUUUUAUCAAGGUCUGACUUUACGAAGACAGCCAUGCCAAGAGGAGGGAAGGGGACACGGCCGCCUCAGAGGCCGUUGGGCGCAUCAGGAGGAUAUGAGAGGCAUGGGCCUCGCCAUCGAGAGAGUACUCCGGUCUACAAUGAUGGGGACAUCGAGCUAUUCCUCGACAGUUUCUGGGAGCAUGCGAGGCGUAUGGGGUGGACUGUCGCUCAGGCGAUUGAGGGAUUGAGGGGAGCAGGUAGGUUCGAGGAGCCCAUUGCCAGGAUUUGUAGGGGGGCGACGACGAGGCAGGAGGUAGAGAUGAGGAUGGAGGAGUUGCGACCCUCGCCUAUGGGACCUGAUGGCAGACCGAUCCGCGUGGAGAUUGCAAAUGCGUCGGACUUCAUCCCCGCGUUUGAGUGGUUCAUGCAGGGGCAGGGCAUACCGAGAGAUGAUUGGAUGCAGACGCUACCACUCUGGACCAGGAAGGCGGAAAGACCACUGGCUAUGCGGAUCGCUUAUGACACUUAAGUAUCAGACUUGAAGUGUCGUGAGGGCCUAACCUUUCACGACAUUGCACGACUGAAGGAAACAGUCGUGCAGCCGCCGCUACGCCUUAGGCUCUUCACCUGAGCGUCUCGGUAGGCAAAUCAAAUAGGUUCUGCGCG
This is a messenger RNA of Chara braunii, 3185 nucleotides long. The record is from the annotation of a GenBank genome assembly. NCBI's taxonomy places the organism in Eukaryota, Viridiplantae, Streptophyta, Charophyceae, Charales, Characeae.